AUGCGCCACUUCGACACCUGGGUCCUCCGUGACCCUUACUCCAUCUGGCACUACUAUCCAACCGGCCAUCGCUGGCGGGACACCGUCCGCGAUUUAAUCCAAUCGCGGGCAAUCUGCUCUCCAGAGAACACCCUCCACCCACCUAUAGACUGGAGGAAUCCAUCACCAACCCAAUUCCAACCUCAACAAUCUCCUCUCCUCCGUCUUCCCCCCGAACUCCGCCAAAUAAUCUGGUCUUACGUCCUCACCAACUCCCCAGCCCCGAACACCCAAACCCCCCAAACCAUCCACUUAGUCCAGCUAAAAGGCAAAAUUCGCCAUGUCCGCUGUCCAACCCCAGUCCAAACCCCUCACCAACACUCCCAUCAAAGCCAACCCAAUAAGCACCAAUCAAAUCACCCAAUUCAACCAAACCUCUCCUUAACCCAAAACCGCCAUUGCUGCCCCACAACCCCAGCUCGCUGGCGUAUCUACGACGGCCGAGUCCCAGGCCACAGUGAUAGACUCCUCUAUCCACAUACUCACUCUCAUCUUCCUUCAACUCUAAGUAACAGCAAUACUGCUCUGCUGCGCGUUUGUCGAGGUAUCUACUUCGAAGCAGAGGCAAUUCUAUACAAAGCCUCGCACUUCGACGUCGACGAUCUAUACACUUUCAUUGCAUUCGCAGCUUCCCUGUCGCCUACUGCCCGGAAUGCCAUUUCACGAUUGACGGUCCAGUGGAUGCCGAUCUGGGUGCCCAUGGCUGGGUUGGAUCAUAAGGGAUCAAUCUAUGCGCAUACGCAUAGUGAUGCGUUGUGGGUUCGGUUUUGGGAUGUUGUCGCUUCGUUGGAGGGAUUACGGACGUUAGGGUUGAGUUUGGAUUUAGGGAGGUUUACCAGUGUUGUUGGGAAUACUGGUGAGGCGAUUGUUUCGGGUCAGAGGAUUCCGUUUGGGAUCAAGGAGGGGUGGGUACAGCCUAUUCUUGGGGUUAGGGGGUUGGAUGGGUUUGAUUUGGCAGUUACGGCUAGAUGUGAUCUUCUUGCUAAGGGGGUUGUCGAGGGGGAAUUGAUUAGGGAUGUUGGGCUUUUGAGGGAGGAGUUGAGGGGGAUAUUGUGUGGGCCGAGUGAGAGGAGUGGGUUUGGGAGGAUGGUGAAGGGGAUGGAUAUGGAUGAGAGGAAGAGGAGGGGAAUUAGGUUGGCUAUUACUGCUGCUUGA
Messenger RNA from Penicillium expansum, 1194 nucleotides. RefSeq lists its product as uncharacterized. Bases 1 to 1194 code for a protein of 397 amino acids. The record is from RefSeq and is a predicted model, not a curated record. The transcript has a single exon. NCBI's taxonomy places the organism in Eukaryota, Fungi, Ascomycota, Eurotiomycetes, Eurotiales, Aspergillaceae.